ACGCUCUCUAUCAUGUGACAGGGGUGUGUUUUGUUUUUUUUUCUCAUCACGUCCUAUUUCCCAAGCAGGCCCAGCCAAGACGGCUUCCCUUAGGUAUCCCUCUGGAGAUGGUAACCAGGGCAGAGAUGAGCCACCCCCGUAAGGAGCGAAGAGGGGUCCCCUCGGCUGGCGGCUCUGCGCUCGAUAUGGACACCGCGGUAGUGAUUCUGGGAGCCGGGGUGACAGCCCUCACGCACCCGCUGCUGUACGUGAAACUGCUCAUCCAGGUGGGCCACGAGCCUCAGCCACCGACCGCAGGGAGCAACCUGUUUGGGAGGAAGGUUCUGUACCUGCCAGGGUUUUUCUCCUAUGCCAGGCAUAUAGUCCGUGUGGAUGGGAAGAGGGGUCUGUUCAGAGGCCUGUCCCCCCGAAUCGUGUCCAGUACUGUCUCCACUGUGGUGCGCAGCCGAGUCAAACAGGUCACACCGAUCCCAGACAUGGAGCACGUGUCCAACAAGGACGACAUCAAGACGUCCCUCAGGAAGGUUGUCAAAGAGACCUACCACGAGAUGGUGGUGCAGUGCGUGGCCCGGAUAUUCACCCACCCAUUCCACGUGAUUUCUGUCCGGUGCAUGGCGCAGUUUGUUGGGAGAGAAAUGAAGUACAGCGGCUUGUUCAGCUCUGUCGCAGAAAUCUUCCAACAAGAAGGGAUCUCGGGUUUCUAUGUGGGGUUGGUGCCUCAUGUCCUGGGAGAGAUCAUUUUCCUCUGGUGCUGCAACCUGCUGGCUCACUUUAUCAACACGUAUGCUGUGGAUGACAAUUUCACCCAGGCACCUGCAGUCCGAAGCUACACAAAGUUUGUUAUGGGGAUCGCUGUGAGUGCACUUACCUACCCCUUCCUGCUGGUGGCAGACCUGAUGGCUGUGAAUAACUGCGGACUGCAGGCUGGACUCCCUCCUCACUCCCCUGUCUUCAGAUCCUGGAUUCACUGCUGGAGGCACCUGGGGGCCCAGGGUCAGUUGUUUCGAGGGUCCAGUUUCUUCUUUCGGCGCGUUCCACUGGAGAUGGCAGCUUUAGCAGUGGAGUGACCCUCCCCCCCCCCCCGCCUGAAUCGAGGCUUCACAGGGCAGCACAGGGCAGCAGUGUGGAGUAGUGGUUAGGGCUCUGGACUCUUGACCGGAGGGUCAUGGGUUCAAUCCCCGGUCGGGGACACUGCUGUUGUACCCUUGAGCAAGGUACUUUACCUAGAUUGCUCCAGUAAAAAACCCAACUGUAUAAAUGGGUAAUUGUAUGUAAAAAUAAUGUGUUAUCUUGUAACAAUUGUAAGUCGCCCUGGAUAAGGGCGUCUGCUAAGAAAUAAAUAAUAAUAAUAAUAACUCAGCACCUCAUUCACAGCAGCCGUGAGAACAGCACUGAACAGCUACACACAUUUCAACCUGAGCCUUCUGCUUGCUGUGGAUUCCAGCUGUUUGGACACUCUUUUCUGUUGUGAUUAUGUUAUGUUAUUAUUGAAAGAACAGGACGGUUUCUUCAGAGCAGUAGGUCUUUCUUUUCUGUGGUUUUUUUUUUUUUUUUUUUUAUUCUAUCUGGGUUCAUUGUAUUGACUUUGUUUCAGGACAGUAAUAUUAACUUUGCAGGCAAGUAACUUUGAUUUGAAACCAGAUUACUUCCAUGAUGUCGCACGCAGCAACUGUUUUUAGAGGAUCAUGAACUUAAAAAGUUAUAAACAAAACACAGAAUUCUAUUUUUAAGCUUGUAUUUUAUUCAUAAAUAUCCUUUAAGCUUUUUGGGGUCAUCUACUUCUGUUCAGUGGUGCCUGUUGGAUCAAGACUGUGAGGACGAGAUCGUAUUUUUACUAAUUCUAACCAAGAACAGUUUGUUCUAAUGCAAAUAUUGAACAAUACUGACAUGUCGAUUUCUUCUUUACUGCUCCGUACUUAAAAGCUGCGUUCGUUUCACUGAUCUUUUCGACUCCUCAAUCUCACAGGUUCUCAGAUGUAUUGAUCGAUUGAUUGAUUGAUUGAUUGGACCAGGGACACUAACAUUUACAUCCUGAGGUCCAAACACCGUAUUUGCAUGCUUCUCAAGGAAACAGUGCUAAAUGGAUAGUGUGUCUGUUUAGUUUUUGACCCAUGCAGGGUUAUCUGCGUUAGUGCCCCCCCACACACACACAAACUUGAAGAUAAAGUGUGUGUGGCUUGUGAAUAAAACAGCAGGACAGUCUUUGAGGUUGAUUUCAAGGUAUAAAGUGUAAAUCCUGCGCUGAAGUGAAGCGAUGGAGAGUUACAGCUGACACCUGCUGCCUGACUUCAGUGUUGAAGGUCGCUGUUUGCUUGCUAACUUGUCUCGCUGCAAUUGUUUGUAUUAAUUGGGAGAGGGCAAUAAAACCCUUGGCAAAAUGCA
Acipenser ruthenus (sterlet) is the source of this 2382-nucleotide messenger RNA. Its product is annotated as mitochondrial carrier homolog 1-like. The record is from RefSeq and is a predicted model, not a curated record. The transcript has 12 exons. Bases 108 to 1067 code for a protein of 319 amino acids. Gene Ontology annotation, biological process: positive regulation of apoptotic process. NCBI's taxonomy places the organism in Eukaryota, Metazoa, Chordata, Actinopteri, Acipenseriformes, Acipenseridae. Gene Ontology annotation, cellular component: mitochondrion; membrane.